CGGGCGGCGAGCGGAGCCGGCCGGAGCGGGCCGGGCAGCGGCCGCCGCCGUCCCGGAGCGCGCGGGCGGGCGCGGGCGGGCCGGAGGAUGGAGCUGAACUCCCUGCUGAUCCUGCUGGAGGCGGCCGAGUACCUGGAGCGCAGGGACCGAGAGGCCGAGCAUGGCUACGCCUCGGUGCUGCCCUUCGACGGCGACUUCGCCAGGAAGAAAACAAAGGCGGCCGGCCUGGUGCGCAAGGCCCCGAACAACAGGUCUUCACACAAUGAACUAGAAAAGCACAGACGAGCCAAGCUCAGGCUCUACCUGGAGCAGCUGAAGCAGCUGGUGCCCCUGGGCCCCGACAGCACCCGCCACACCACGCUGAGCCUCCUUAAGCGCGCCAAGACGCACAUCAAGAAACUGGAGGAGCAGGACCGCAGGGCACUGAGCAUCAAGGAGCAGCUACAGCGAGAACACCGCUUCCUGAAGCGGCGCCUGGAGCAGCUGUCGGUUCAGAGCCUGGAGCGCGUGCGCACGGACAGCACGGGCUCUGCCGUGUCCACGGACGACUCGGAGCAAGAAGUGGACGUGGAGGGCAUGGAGUUUGGCCCCGGCGAGCUGGACAGUGUUGGCAGCAACAGUGACGUGGAUGACCACUACAGCCUGCAGAGUGGCGGCUGCAGCGACGGUGGCUAUGGGUACCCCUGCCGGCGGCCUGCCCGCCCCGGCCUCUCGUAGGCCCAGUGCCCUCUGCUCCUUGGCCCACCUGCCGCCCAGCCAAGUGCAUCAACCCUCCAGUCCUCUCAAGCCCCUCCACGGGCCCAGUGCAGUGCCAUUUUGGAAGCUCCAGCAGCCUCCUGGGCUGCCCACCUCCACCCGCCUGCCGGUCAGGGCCCACCUCGCCGCCCGCCCCUCCCAGCUGGGCAGGGACCCCUGCAGGGAGGCGGGCCCAGCUCCCGAGUCCGAGUCCCGGAGCCCAGAGUAGCCACCUGUGGUCUGUUCUCAGAUUCCUAAUCAUUCCAGAAGUAUUAAAUGUCAUUGCUGCAAACCUC
Molecule: messenger RNA, 1031 nt
Organism: Molossus molossus (Pallas's mastiff bat)
Lineage: Eukaryota; Metazoa; Chordata; Mammalia; Chiroptera; Molossidae
Gene: MXD4
Product: MAX dimerization protein 4
Exons: 6
Coding region: 88-717 (209 amino acids)
Biological process (GO): regulation of transcription by RNA polymerase II
Molecular function (GO): protein dimerization activity; DNA-binding transcription factor activity, RNA polymerase II-specific; RNA polymerase II cis-regulatory region sequence-specific DNA binding
Source: RefSeq, a predicted model, not a curated record